UUGACAGCUAAGCAAUCGUGAAACGUCAUCGAAUUUUACUAUUCGUCAACAAACCAGCGACACAUUCCCCCAAAACAUGGAUUACGAAAACGACAAAGUGUUAAAAUUUAUCUUUCCAGAUGAUUAUGAAGAUCUAUCGGCACAAGACACUUCGGACGUGGUAGAUUAUUUACUGAAGCUUGGCACGUAUAAAACGGAAGACUUGAAAAAAGAAAAGGUGCGCCUGCAGGAUGAACAUCGGCAGAAUGUGGAGCAGACGCAGGAUCUGGCCAUCUCACACUAUCACACCUUCAUCCGGACGGCGGAAAGUUCGCGUGAAAUCUACCGCGAGUUUGUGGACACGGAAAGGAAGCUCGACUGCUUGAGUGACAAGUGGCCCAACUUUAUUGCCGCAUGUCAAACAUUUCAGCAAGGUUCGGCGGAUAUAAAUGCAGCUCGCCGGUUGAAUUCGCUAACGCUGAUGCGCAAUGCGGAACUGUUGGAAAUUCUCGAGCUGCCGCAGCUGAUGGAUAGCUGCAUACGUGAGGGCAAGUACGAGGAAGCGCUUGAGCUGUCCUCAUACGUGCAGCGGUUGACGUCUAAACAUGGCAGCAUUCCUGUGAUAUCGAGCAUUAACGAAGCAGUGGAAGCAGCAUGGCACACUAUGUUGAUGCAGUUGUUAGCACAGUUACGCACCGACUUGCAGCUUCCCAAGUGUCUGCAGGUGGUUGGUUAUUUGCGUCGAAUGCAAGCAUUUUCUACCGGUGAGCUGAAACUAAAGUUUCUACAAACGCGCACCAGCUGGUUGAAGGAUUUGCUUGCCAUCAUCCCGACCGAAGACACGCACGUUCAUCUGACGAAAACAAUCGAAGCAACACGGGUGCAUCUGUUCAACAUCAUCACCCAGUAUCGAGCCAUCUUCCCGGAUGAUGAGGAAACGUUUAACCCGCUCAUGGUUACCACAGGCAACGAACGUAUUUCGGGCGAUGAAAGAAAGAUUUUUCACAGCUGGCUGCACGAUCAAAUAAUGGAGUUUGUACGUUCGCUGGAGCGAGAUCUUGCAUCGAACGAUAUCACCUCGUACGAUACGAUCCUCGGCCAAUGUAUGUACUUUGGGCUUUCGUUCAGUCGCGUUGGUAUCGAUUUCAGAGCUCUCGUUGCGCCCGUAUUCGUGCGUGUGAUUGGUAACCGGUUCCGCUUCUCGAUAGCACGUGCCUCCGCACAGUUCGAACAAGAUAUCGAACGAUAUACGCUCAUAAAUAAGGUUCCGAGCAUGAUCCGACGCCAGCGAGACGAUCGUGCAUCCCGACCGGAUGAUUCCGGAUCGGUGCAACCACCGGAAACGCUGCUUGAUUUUGAACCACUUGCGAUCUACUGCAAUGAAAUAUUAACCAUCUUCAACGAUCUUCGGCUCUGCUCUCCGGUUGCACUUGCCACGACAGUAACGGAGCUGCUGGAAAGUUCGCUCGAGCAGGCCUGCCGCGGGAUUCUUGCAUUUUAUCGCCAAGAGCAGCAAGCAUUCGCACCAACGGAGAGGGAAUGCUUCAUACGGUUGUGUUCCUGCUUCGCGUACGAUCUCAUUCCAUAUCUACAGCGCUGCAUUCACGUGCUGUUUCCUCCGGCCACUCUAGCCAGCCAGCUGGGCAUCAAUGUGCUGACGUUACAAAAGCACGGUGUAACGUACCUUCGACAGACGAAGAUAUUGGAACCGAUCGCUUACCUGCUGCCGGAUCACAUCGAUACGAUAAUCAAACAGGUGGCAGAUAUAAACGUAGAUUCAGCGACCGAACAGGAAACGAUGGAUGCUAAGGAAAUAACGCUAGGUCGUGAUUCAGUUGAAGUAACCCCUACAUAAUAAAUCGUUAUUGCGUUAAAUAAAAGAUAUAGAUAAAACGGA
Messenger RNA from Anopheles funestus (African malaria mosquito), 1876 nucleotides. RefSeq names its product conserved oligomeric Golgi complex subunit 8 (gene Cog8). Lineage: Eukaryota; Metazoa; Arthropoda; Insecta; Diptera; Culicidae. Gene Ontology annotation, cellular component: COG complex. The record is from RefSeq and is a predicted model, not a curated record. The coding region runs from base 77 to 1834 and encodes 585 amino acids. The transcript has 3 exons. Gene Ontology annotation, biological process: intra-Golgi vesicle-mediated transport.